UGUGGCGACGGUAGUCCCAGGCGACGGGGUACGGUGGUACGGUCCUGGAGAUCCCAUUGCGCGUGGCUCGCGCGGGAGAGCCUCGAAGAGCCUUGAAAUGUGAGAAGGAGGAAGACAGCUCUUGCAGAAGUAGUGGCCAAGGCAAAAGAUGGCCAAGGAAAGAUGCCUGAAGAAGUCCUUUCAAGAUAGUCUUGAAGACAUAAAGAAGCGAAUGAAAGAGAAAAGGAAUAAAAACUUGGCAGAGAUUGGCAAACGCAGGUCUUUGAUAGCUGCACCAUGCCAAAUAAUUACCAACACUUCUACACUGCUGAAAAAUUACCAAGACAACAACAAAAUAUUAGUUUUAGCUUUGGAAAAUGAAAAAUCCAAAGUGAGAGAAGCCCAAGAUACCAUCCUACAGCUGAGAAAAGAAUGUUACUAUCUCACAUGCCAGCUAUAUGCAUUGAAAGGAAAACUUAAAUCACAACAAACAGAAGAACCUGCUCAGAAGCUGGGAUUACAGAACCAGGAAAUAUGUUCCUCUGGAAUGGACCCCAAUAGUGAUGACAACUCCAGAAAUUUAUUUGUGAAGGAUUUACCGCAAAUUCCUCUUGAAGAAACUGAACUUCCAGGACAAGGAGAAUCAUUUCAAAUAGAAGAUCAGAUACCUACUAUUCCUCAAGACACACUGGGAUUUGAUUUUGAUUCAGGUGAAGCUAAGUCCUCUGAUAAUGUCUUACCUAGAACUGUAUCUGUCCGUAGCAGUUUAAAGAAACAUUGUAACAGUGUAUGUCAGUUUGAUAGCUUGGAUGAUUUUGAAACCAGUCAUUUGGCGGGGAAGUCUUUUGAAUUCGAAAGAGUUGGAUUUUUAGACCCACUAGUAAACAUGCCUGAAAAUGUACAACACAAUGUUUGUCAAUGGAGCAAGGACCAAGCUAACUUAUCACUUUCAAAGCUGAUGCAUCCAGGAACGUUUACUAAAACAAAAGAAGACAUUUUAGAAUCUAAAUCUGAACAAACUAAGCAAAGAGAUACACGAGAAAGAAAAAGAGAAGAGAAAAGAAAAGCUAACAGGAGAAAAUCAAAACCUAUGUCAAAAUAUAAAGAGAAUAAAAGUGAAAAUAAAAGAACUGUUUCCAAAAAGAAAAUGCACAAAUCUGUCAGUUCCAAUGAUGCUUACAAUUUUAAUUUGGAAGAGGGUGUUCAUCUUACUCCUUUCCGACAAAAAAUGAGCAAUGACUCUAGUAGAGAAGAAAACAAUGAGUCUGAAGUGAGCCUCUGUGAAUCAAGUGGUUCAGGAGAUGAUUCCGAUGACCUCUAUUUGCCCACUUGCAAGUACAUUCAGAAUCCCACCAGCGAUUCAGAUACAAGACCAGUCACCAGGCCUCUAGCUAAAAGAGGACUGAAAUAUACAGAUGAAAAAGAGAUGGAGGGUUCUAAACCAACAAAAACUACUAGUACACCACCUGAAACUCCCCAGUCACCUCAUCUUAAACUGAAGGAUAUCACCAAUGUCUCCUUGUAUCCUGUUGUGAAAAUCGGAAGGCUUUCUCUUUCUCCAAAAAAGAAUAAAGAAAGCCCAGCAGUGGCUCUGCCUAAACGUAGGUGCACAGUCAGCGUGAACUAUAAGGAGCCCACUCUCGCUUCGAAACUGAGAAGAGGGGACCCUUUUACAGAUUUGUGCUUUUUGAAUUCUCCUAUUUUCAAGCAGAAAAAGGAUUUGAGACGUUCUAAAAAAAGUAUGAAACAAAUACAAUGA
Messenger RNA from Rhinopithecus roxellana (golden snub-nosed monkey), 1738 nucleotides. Its product is annotated as shugoshin 1-like. Gene Ontology annotation, biological process: meiotic chromosome segregation. Lineage: Eukaryota; Metazoa; Chordata; Mammalia; Primates; Cercopithecidae. The record is from RefSeq and is a predicted model, not a curated record. Gene Ontology annotation, cellular component: chromosome, centromeric region; nucleus.